AUGUCCGCUCCAGCCGCAUAUUACAAUCCGCUCGCCGGCCAACAGGCUGCUGCUGCUUCGCGCAGCAAAGGUGUUCGUUGGGAUGAGCCUAAAGUGUUGGAGCAGCAGAAGGAGUCGGCUGCGAGGCAUAUGACUUCUUCAGCUCGUCCUCGGUACAGUCGGCUCGCAACACCAGAAGAUUGGAAGCGUCCUCCUGUCGCGGCCUAUCCUUACAUGAAUCGUUACCGUUUGAUCAAAAAGAUGGGAGAGGGAGCCUUCAGUGUUGUGUACAAAGCUGUAGACACAAAGACUAAAUUGAUCGUUGGCCUAAAGCUCGUUACGAAAUCUCAACUCAAUGAAGCCCAGCGCACCAAUAUCCUCAGGGAAGCGUCCCUGCUUCGCCGAAUCGAUCACCCGAACGUAAUCCAACUUGUCGACUUCCAUGAGACUCCGAUUCAUUACGCAUUAUCCCUCGAACUGAUGGAAGGUGGCGAGAUUUUCCAUCAAUUGGUUGAUCAGGUCUGCUUUAGCGAGAACGUCUGUCGUCACAUCAUCUGGCAGGUCGCGGACGCACUGAGAUACUUGCACGAGGAGCUCGGAGUUGUGCACAGAGAUAUCAAGCUCGAAAAUCUCUUGUACGACCCCAUCCCUCCGGAGAAGCUUGCUCACCGAGCCCGAGGCAACAAGGAGGACGGUGAAGAGGAUGAUUACAUCCCUGGGGUUGGAGGAGCCGGCAUCGGGGUUGUCAAGAUUGCAGACUUUGGACUCUCGAAGGUCGUAUUCGAUGCCACUACCAAAACUCCAUGUGGUACCGUCGGUUAUACCGCACCCGAAAUCCUCAAAGACCAGCGCUACUCCAAGGGUGUGGACAUGUGGGCCCUCGGUUGCGUGCUGUACACCAUUCUUUCCGGCUUCCCUCCAUUCUUCGACGAUGACCCACGUGGGUUGACCGAAAAGGUCGCCAACGGACAAUUCGCUUUCCUCAGCCCGUGGUGGGAUGACAUCAGUCCCGAAUCCAAGGAUUUGAUUUGCCAUCUGCUGCAAGUCAACCCAAACAAGCGAUACACAAUCAAUCAAUUUUUGGCUCACCCUUGGAUGAGAGCUCAUGACCCACGUGCCGCUCCUGCCCCCGAAGUCGUCGUGGAAGAAGAGGAAGAACUAUCCCCCGGCGGACCAACCAUUGCUAGAUACGGUAACUGGCGCGAUCUGGAGCUUCCCGAUGCGCUGAAGACACCGUUGGACGAAUACUACACGGGAACCGAAGAGAUGGACGUCGCACAAGGCGGCCAAUCCGCUGAUGUUACGGGUCGGAAGGUAUCCCCACCCGUCACGGCUGCCAUCGGACAGGGCCCAGCUCCCGGAGCUCCCCCCGGAUUCGCUGCAUCAGGGGCAGAGACGCCCAACACAACUUAUCGUCGCCUCCGAACUCCUCACCCCGUCCCCGAAGGUAUCACCAAAGAGAUGCUUGCGGCGCCGUUCCAAGUAUAUCAGUCCAUCGCCGAGGGAGAGGUGCGCCCGGAACACAUCGGUAUGGUCCGUGGCGGAGUUGUGCCCAACCACCGCAAAGGAAGCCCGCUCCGCCACGAAGUCACUCGAGCAUCUGCCGCACCGGUCAAUCAGAAAGCGCCUGCGCAACGGCGACAGGGGCAAGGUUUCGAGCUGGACCUUGCGCACUCGCGGUUGUUCGCAAAGAGAAGACACGAGCCUGCUGGAUCUCGAUCUCCAGUGGACCACGCCAAGCCCUUACCUGUUCAAGGUUGA
Messenger RNA from Fimicolochytrium jonesii, 1740 nucleotides. Its product is annotated as kinase-like domain-containing protein. The transcript has 2 exons. The record is from RefSeq and is a predicted model, not a curated record. Bases 1 to 1740 code for a protein of 579 amino acids. Gene Ontology annotation, molecular function: protein kinase activity; ATP binding. Gene Ontology annotation, biological process: protein phosphorylation. NCBI's taxonomy places the organism in Eukaryota, Fungi, Chytridiomycota, Chytridiomycetes, Spizellomycetales, Powellomycetaceae.